AUCAUUGUCGAAUUGUUGCAUUUUCCUUGUCUCGCAUCGGCGCCUUCUUUCUCUGAUCUAUAUUUAAUAGUAUCGUCAUAAUUGCGUAAUCGAUCGACUAUCCAUUUGUAUUUUCUAUCAUAAGGCAAAAAAUUUGUUUAUAAAUAAGAACAAUUUUUGUUUCGUUUACGUUUAUGCAGAUGGAGAGAUCAUGAACUUUGUCGUUAUGCUAAAAUUUUAAAUCAUUAUUAUUUAUUAGGGUAAAUAUUUUUUUCACGGAUUUUGAUCACAGAUGCAUUAGAUACCUUGGAAUUUUAAUAUUAUUCAAGGCGAUCUUCCGAAAUAAUUAACAGUAUUUUUAAAUAAGGGACAAAAAUAUAGUAUCUUAUUGAUGUUUUAAAAAGUAAACUAUUAAAGUUUUAACAGUCAACUUAAACUAGGUGAAGUCUUAUCCUUUGAACGUUAUGACUUAUUCAACCUGUCAUGCUUAUGACCCGUCACUGAUGUCAUAUGUCAGUGUAAUCGUGAAUAACCAUAACAGCGGCACUGGCUGUAAAUUGUAAACAGCAAACAUCAGUCUGCAGGUCAACACUGAUGUGUCAAAUGCAAUUCGUCAAAUAAUAAUUUCGAAAUCUCUAGUGAUGGAAUUGGCUUCGGUACUACGUAGUUAUGUUGCAUCCCAUAAAGUUCUUGACAAAACUACACGAAACGCAGAGGAAAAAGAAAAGAUAGAGGAUCAACAUUUCAAAACAGUAUAUAAUAAAUGGAAGGGUGCUGAUGCCAAAGAUACAGAUGAAACUUACAAAAUUAUACCUAAAUUUUACUUCAAGAUACCAAAAGAAGAUGAAAUCUUGCCUCAAAAGCUACGAGAGGAAACAAGAGCUUUAUUUUUGCAGAGACGUUCUCGUCAGCUAUUAGACAAUAAUGAAUUGAAAGCCUUAUGGGUGCUUUUAGACAAACAUCAUAGUCCUCCUAUUGCCCGAGAUGAGCAAUUAAUUAAUUAUGAAGAUUUCAGAAAAGUUGGAAAACUAGCUGGACCAAAAUGCAGUCUGUAUUUUACGGCUGUUGUUUUUGCAAAAUUACAGCAAGGUGACCCCCAUGGCAGAAUAAGUAUUAUGGCACUUUUCAAUUAUGUCAUGAGAAAAGUUUGGCUUCAUCAAACUAGAAUAGGCUUAUCGCUAUAUGAUGUUACUGGACAAGGUUAUUUAAGAGAAUCAGAUUUAGAAAAUUAUAUUUUGGAAUUAAUUCCAACACUGCCGCAACUUGAAGGAUUAGAAAAAUCUUUCCAUUCAUUUUAUGUUUGCACAGCUGUUAGAAAAUUUCUUUUCUUUUUGGAUCCUUUGAGAACAGGAAGAGUGAGAAUACAAGACAUUCUAGCUUGUAGUUUCCUAGAUGAUUUACUGGAAUUGCGUGAUGAAGAUUUACCAAAAGACUUACAAGAAGCUAAUUGGUUUUCAGCACCUUCUGCAUUAAAAGUAUAUGGCCAGUACUUAAAUCUUGAUAAGGAUCACAAUGGCAUGCUUAAUAAAGAAGAGCUUUCUGGUUAUGGAACUGGAACAUUGACUGGUGUUUUUCUUGAAAGAGUUUUUCAAGAAUGUUUAACAUACGAAGGUGAAAUGGACUAUAAAACAUAUUUAGACUUUGUACUUGCUUUGGAAAACCGACAUGAACCACAAAGCUUACAUUAUUUAUUCAGGAUAUUGGAUAUAAAUAAUAAAGGAUAUUUGGAUACAUUUUGCUUGAACUAUUUCUUCCGUGCAAUUCAAGAACAAAUGACAAUGCAUGGUCAAGAACCAGUCAGUUUUGAAGAUGUUAAAGAUGAAAUAUUUGAUAUGGUUAAACCAGCAGAUCCUUACAAAAUUACUUUGCAAGAUCUUUUAUCUUGUGGUCAAGGUGAUACAAUGGUCAGUAUUUUAAUUGAAUUCCAUGGAUUUUGGGCAUAUGAAAAUCGUGAAGCAAUGGCAGCAGAUACUAAUGAUGAUUCAUCUCAUGUUUGACAAUUGAUUUUAUCAUAAAUUUGUAAAUCUUGACUCUUUUUAUUUAUCAUAAUGUCAUAGUGCUAUUUUUAUAUAAAAUUGUAUUGAGUGCCUUUCUAGUUUUAAGUUUGUGAAAAAUCAAAAAUACUUGAUAUAAUAAUUAUCAAUUUAUUGGUACAGUUAUUUCUACAUUCUUUUUUCUCUAAUAAAAAAGCAUCGCUACUCAA
Molecule: messenger RNA, 2182 nt
Organism: Trichogramma pretiosum
Lineage: Eukaryota; Metazoa; Arthropoda; Insecta; Hymenoptera; Trichogrammatidae
Product: serine/threonine-protein phosphatase 2A regulatory subunit B'' subunit gamma-like
Exons: 7
Coding region: 621-1976 (451 amino acids)
Biological process (GO): cortical cytoskeleton organization; positive regulation of B cell differentiation; T cell homeostasis
Cellular component (GO): spindle; centrosome
Source: RefSeq, a predicted model, not a curated record